GAGUAAGUGUAUAUAUAUAUGAGCGUGUGAGGCAACGCGUGUGCCAAGGAACUCCCCCUUUCCCAUUUACGACUGCUACAAGGAGAAGAGCACUACACGCGCCAUUAUUUCGUUUAUUAAAGCUCAUUCGUUUUAUUCGUUCAUUUAGUCUUCAUACCAUCGUUAGCUAUGAGCACUGUUCAAAUUCCCGAGGUCCUCUGGGCACAACGUUCCAACGCUGAGGAACAAGACAAAAAUGUCAUCUACCUUACUGUUAUGAUUCCUGAUUCCGUUUCUCCUUCUAUUGAUGUGGAGAACGACAAAUUGAAAGUUGAGGCAAAAUCUGCCAACUCUACACAUUACGCCGUGGAAAUUCCCUUCUUCAAAGAGAUCAUUCCCGAAAAAAGCAAGUACCAUGUCACUGGACGUUGCAUUUACUUCGUUUUGUACAAAAAGGACGCUGCCGCGGAGUUCUGGCCUCGUCUCACUAAAGAAAAAGCUCGUCUGCACUGGUUGAAGACUGACUUUGACCGUUGGGUAGACGAGGAUGAGCAGGAGGAAGUCGCAGAGCCCGCAAAUCCUUUCGGUGCUGGCAUGCCUGAUUUCAGCAAUAUGGACUUCAGUCAGUUUGCUAAGGGAGAGGAUGACUCUGAUGACAGCAGCGAGCCUGAGCUUGAAGAGGAGGACAAAACGCCUGAGAGCAAGUGAGGUAAAUGAAAUGCAUGCUUUUUAAUGACCAA
Messenger RNA from Schizosaccharomyces japonicus yFS275, 719 nucleotides. RefSeq lists its product as hypothetical. Gene Ontology annotation, molecular function: Hsp90 protein binding. Bases 169 to 687 code for a protein of 172 amino acids. Lineage: Eukaryota; Fungi; Ascomycota; Schizosaccharomycetes; Schizosaccharomycetales; Schizosaccharomycetaceae. Gene Ontology annotation, cellular component: cytoplasm; nucleus. The record is from RefSeq and is a predicted model, not a curated record. The transcript is spliced from 2 exons.